This is a messenger RNA of Pimephales promelas (fathead minnow), 4210 nucleotides long. It is a transcript of the gene stat1a, whose product is annotated as signal transducer and activator of transcription 1a. Lineage: Eukaryota; Metazoa; Chordata; Actinopteri; Cypriniformes; Leuciscidae. Gene Ontology annotation, molecular function: DNA binding; DNA-binding transcription factor activity. The record is from RefSeq and is a predicted model, not a curated record. Gene Ontology annotation, biological process: regulation of DNA-templated transcription; signal transduction.
UCACUCAAACACACACACGCGUGGUACUCGUGCAGAAAAAGAUCUACUGUACAGGCUAAAUUCAAUAACAAAUCGACAAUAACAGGGAACUCGCAUGUUCUUCCGUAUUAUUCUGCCUCUAUAGAAGACACAUCAAACAUAUAUCUGCUGAUUCUCUAUUUAACCGUAUUUGGAGAACAUUUGGGGCCCACAGAGUCGCAGAAAUGAGUCAGUGGUUGGAGCUUCAACAACUUGAUUCAAAGUUUUUGGAACAGGUCGACCAACUGUAUGAUGACAACUUUCCAAUGGCCAUCCGGCAGUACCUCAGCAGCUGGAUAGAAAGCCUCGACUGGGAGCAUGUCGCUAAUGUGGAGAACGAGUCACUGGCUACCGUGAGGUUUCAUGAUCUUUUGACCCAGUUAGAUCACCAACACAGCCGCUUCGCGAUGGAGAAAGACUUCCUGAACCAGCACAACAUCCGCAAGAUCAAGAGGAACUUGCAGAACCUCUUCCAAGACGAUCCUGUUUCCAUGGCUAUGAUCAUCAGUAGGAACCUUAGCGAAGAAAGGAAGAUUCUAUCCGCUGCCCAAAUGUCAGAGAAUCGAACUGAGAGCACCCAAAACGACAUGAUCGUGGAGAAACAUCGAGAAAUGGACGGAAGGGUGAAAGACAUAAAGAACAAAGUACAGGACACCGAGCAGAUCAUCAAAAACCUGGAAGAUCUGCAAGACGAAUAUGACUUCAAGAGCAAAACUCUUCAAAGCAGAGAGGAACUCAACGGGACAAUUUCGACGGAAGACCUCAAUCGGGAGAGACUGAACAUCCGCGCCAUGUUUAUGAAACUCCACAACAUAAGAGAGAAUGUGAUUGGUCAGAUGUCAGAGGUGUCGAACCUUAUGGAUCCGCUGAUCUUUGAGCUGAUCUCAACAGAACUGGCCGAAUGGAGGCGCCGACAACAGAUGGCUUGCAUCGGUGGGCUGAGCAAUGUCUGCUUGGACCAGCUGCAAAACUGGUUUACCUCUAUCGGAGAAUCUCUGCUUCAGCUCAGGCAGCAGCAUAAGAAACUUCUGGAGCUGGAGCAGAAGUUCACAUACGAAAACGAUCCCAUCACCUUCAGCAAAAGCACCCUGAAUGACAGGAUCACGUCAAACCUCAAAACUUUAAUCACAAACUCCUUGGUAGUCGAGAGACAGCCAUGCAUGCCGACCCAACUGCAAAGACCUUUGGUGCUGAAGACGGGCGUUCUGUUCACUCUCAAAUUACGGCUGCUCAUUAAACUUGCAGAAUUUAACCACACUGUUCGAGUGAAAGUCCAGUUUGAUAAGGAUAUCGUUGAGAAACGGAAAGGGUUUCGGAUGUUCAACAUCUUGGGAACAGCCAUGAAGGUCAUGAAUAUGGAGGAAUCCAAUGGGAUGGCUGCAGAAUUUCGUCAUCUGCAACUGAAAGAGAAGAAAGUUACCGGAAACAGAACCAGCGAGGGUCCUCUGAUCGUCACGGAAGAACUUCACUCCAUCACCUUUGAGGCUGAGCUUUGCUGGUCUGGAAUGGUCUUGAACUUUGAGGCUACAUCUCUGCCCAUAGUCGUGAUCUCCAACGUCAGUCAGCUACCCAGUGGAUGGGCCUCCAUCAUGUGGUACAACAUGCUGACCUCUGAACCAAAGAACCUUUCGUUCUUCGUCACUCCUCCUUCAGCCAGUUGGGGUCAUCUAGCGGAGGUGCUGAGCUGGCAGUUCUCCUCCAUCACCAAAAGAGGUCUUAAUCAAGAACAGCUGAGCAUGCUGGGAACUAAACUGCUGGGUCCUAAAGCGGUGACGGAUCCUGAAGCUCAGAUUCCUUGGAAUAGAUUCUGUAAGUCUGGCAGUGAGAAGAACUUCACCUUCUGGUUGUGGAUUGAAGCCGUUUUGGAUCUUAUAAAGAGACACCUGCUGAGUCUGUGGGAUGAUGGGUGUAUAAUGGGGUUUGUGACCAAGGACCGUACUAAAGCUCUGCUGUAUGACAAAGCUCCCGGGACGUUUCUGUUGCGCUUCAGUGAGAGCAACCGCGACGGAGCAAUCACGUUCAGCUGGAUCCAACAUGACUUAAACGAAGAGCCGCAGAUUCGCUCUGUGGAGCCCUACACGAAGAGGGAACUCUCUGCCGUCUCACUUCCCGACAUUAUUCGAAACUAUCGCGUGAUGGCCGCCGACAACGUCCCAGAAAACCCCCUGCGCUUCCUUUAUCCCAAUUUACCCAAAGACGACGCCUUCAAAAAAUACUAUUCCAAACCUACCGAGAAGCAAGAACCAAUGGAUGUCGACAAGAAGUCGGACGAGGGAUACAUCAGCACCACUCUCAUCUCCAUCUCUGAAAUGAAACCGCAAGAAUAUAAUGACACGCUCAUGCCAAUGUCGCCUGAGGUAUUCGACCAGCUGAAGCUGGAAGUGAACCGAUACGAUAUCCAACUGGAGCCGUCAGACUUCAGCCUUUCUUAAGUCACCUGAAAGAUGACAGAUGACUCAGGAAAAAGUAAAAAUGUUUCCAUUAUUCUGUUUGAAAUGGAAGCAAUUCAUGUAGCCAUUGGGUUUGGUAUUCCUCUCUCUUUCAUUCUAACAUUGAGGAAAUUAUUCAAAAAACACUGUAUAUCCUGUCGACUAUCGGAAAAAGUGGAAAAUGGAGCGAAUUGAACCCCAUAGUAAUGCUACUGUUACCUCAGCACUUAAUCUAAAAACUAAAGCAACUUUUAAGGCAGGGAAGUUGUGUACUAAUAGCUCUUCACUUAGUGUAGCACCAAGUAGUAAACGAGAAAGUAAAUGCCGAGUGAACGAGAAAGCUAGACGGAUGAAUUUCACAAAAAAAUGUUUAAUAUAUAUUUUCCAUGAAGAAAAUUAAACCUAUUUAAAGGACUACUGAGAUUUGUUUUAACAGUUAAGCACAUUUUAAUCCACAAUUUUCUUUAUAAGAAUGCAAACAAAUCAUUUAUUCAAUUGCUCUGAUGUGAAAAAAACAUUUACAUAUCAGGGUUGCCCUGCCUUUAAUUAUUAAGUUUAAGUUUUUACUGUAAUACUGAAUACUAGUGUAUCACAGUAAUAAAUCCAUUAUGAGAAUAACGUAAAUGGGUGGGGAAAUGUGCUGAACUGUCCAUAAUGCAAUAAAUAAUAUAAGAAUGCAACAAAUUGUCCUAAAAUAGGCUUCAUUUUCUUUAAAAAGUUUAUUCUGUUAGAUUUUGGGUUUAAAUUCACCCAGAAAGAACUAAGAAAUGCAGGGAUUCGGGUUUCCUUAACACUGUUUCUAUAUAUGUGAAAUUCCUGAACUUGCAGGUGCUUUAUUUGCAUCAUGUCCACUUUAUGUACUUUAUGUUGUUGUUUCUACUUUUUACACUUUUGUGUUUAAUUGCAGAGCAAUAUUUGUCUGUCUAAUUUGUUUCGGGCUUCAUAGAAAAUUUUGUUGGAAAUCCCUUUAGUUUUGAAUGCCUUAAAAAUGUGCACAUAGAAACUGCUAGUACAGACCAACAAUAUGGGAAAACACCCACAUAUAUUGGCGUGAGCAUACCUGGAAAACGUACAGAUGUCUGAAAAUCAAAAUAUAUCAUCUUCCGAAUAAAACCGCCAGAAACGUUGAGUAAAUAACAAACAUUUAUAAUCUGUGUUCAAUGUCUUUAUUCUUUUGUGUGAAAUAUAGCUAUCAGCUUCUACGUUAAAUUCGAACAAAUCUAAAACAUCUACAGCAUUUUAUUUUUAAUUCAAUAUUAAAGUAACACAAUGGAAUACAUUCACAACAGUAAAUAACAAAACAUAAGAAAUUACACAAAGCAACUAAAGUGCGACACAUUGAAAUACGAUCAAUGACCUAAUUUUGUUUGUACUGUUGUUUUGGUCGUAUUGCUUUUUUUUUUUAAUACAAUAAAUAACAUUUCCCAGUUAAGCAUGUACACACACACACACGCUACAAAACACAUUUACAAUACUUCUAUAAUAGUGUCCCACUAGAAAAUAUUCACAUAUUGAGACUGACUGAGCUUUGGAGGACCCAAGUAUACGCACGUCUCUUCGCCGUCCGAAAAUGUACAUUAAAACAAUCGGUGUGCUUAUGUGACCUACUGUUUUUAAAUAGAUUCUCAAAGUUACACAACAUGUUUAGACUGCAUUUUGUAAAAUUGCAGUUAGUGUUAAUACCAGUGCAAUUUUUGUUUAUUUUCAACUUUCAACCUUGCUUGUCAUUUCACCAUGUACUAAUAAAACCGAAAAUAUCUAAA